This is a messenger RNA of Agrilus planipennis (emerald ash borer), 2791 nucleotides long. RefSeq names its product large proline-rich protein bag6-like. The record is from RefSeq and is a predicted model, not a curated record. Gene Ontology annotation, cellular component: BAT3 complex. The coding region runs from base 1 to 2283 and encodes 760 amino acids. The transcript has 10 exons. Lineage: Eukaryota; Metazoa; Arthropoda; Insecta; Coleoptera; Buprestidae. Gene Ontology annotation, molecular function: misfolded protein binding; polyubiquitin modification-dependent protein binding.
AUGAUCGUAUUUAAGUUUAUCGUUGAAGCAGUGUCUUCAGAACUAAAAUUUAAAAUAUUUAAAUUGUUGAUAGGUGGUGGUCCUUCUUCUACAACUGCUUCAUCAACAACAUCUAGUGUCCCUGGGGGACUUCAAGGGGCUACAUUUACUAUACCAGGCUUUCAUAAUAAUCCGAAUAUGGAAGUGUUUAUGGAAGUUACCCCAGAGAGUAUCACAAUCGAUUCAAUGGAGACAACUUUUGUUGGAGGUGGUCAAGCUAACGAACUUCUGCAAAAUGCUUUUCAAGGCCCACCAUCAGAUAUUUUAAAUUCGAUAUGGCACAUGGCUGGUCAGUUAGUAAACAGAGGAGCUCAGUCUACCCAAUCUAAUACACCAAAUCCGACGUCAUCUUCAACGUCGACCACAGCUCCGUCUGCUCCACCCACCGAACAAAUUGAUUCAUCAACUAGCGAAUCUUUCGGUACGCAAACAACAUCAAAUUUAGGAUCGUCGGCUGCCACAACUCAGAAUUCUCAAGCUCGAGGUAACACUCAAACUAAUCCCACGACAGCUACUCAUACAAGAUCUACUUCGCGUCCACACGUGCAUCUCGCACAACAUGCCAUACAGGGAUUUGAUCCUUACUUGCCAUGUAAUUCACAUCACGUUGUUCCUUGGAGACGAUUCCAGUCAAGUAAUGCACGACAGGACAAUGCUACUGCAACUGCAAGUGGCCAAAAUUUACAAAGUGGAGGAACUGGAACUGAUAGAGAUAGUGGAGGCACUCGAAUAUAUCCAGUUAAUAACACAAUCAUGAAUAUAUUGCAGGGUAUAGUUAAUUCAAUACAUACUAUCUAUGGUCGUCAAGCGCAGCAACAACCUCAAGCGCAGCAACAACAAAGAACUACUGUUAAUGUGGCACAAGCUACACCACUGGAUAAUGGAGUGACGGGAAGUGUAGCACAAAGUGCCGGAGAUGGUGUGGGGCAAGGGGCAACUACAGAUUUAAAUAGUUUACCGCUUCAAUUGCUGCAAACGUUUAUGCCUCAAUUGCAAAAUAUUAAUCUUUCUGACUCUAAUACUUCUGGUCCUACAAUUGCAGAGUUGCUCCAAUUAAGCAGUGUUUCUGAGGGAGAAAAUCUUUUUUUAGAUCUUAUAAAUUUGUUGUCACGCCAUUUAACUGUUGGUGAUUUGAUACAAUCGACAAAUGGCCGUCUUGAGCCUUGGAUGCGCAUUCGUUCUUCUAUACGAAACUUUUUUUUGGUUCGUGUCAUGAAUGGAUCUUGUUCCAGCGUGGCAAUUGACAGAGGCGUUAAUCGCAUCUUGUCAGAGAUGCAACCCUUAUUUAAUCAUCUCAAUGCAUUACCCACGCGUGACGAUAUCGACUUAGUGAGGUCUGCCCAAUCAUUGUUUCGUGCUCGUUUGCCAAAUAUAAUUUCUUUGGCCACAUCAAGAAGCCCUAAUUCUCUUCGAAUGCUUGUUGAUCAGUGCUUAAUAACUGCGAAACAAUUUGGUGCGUUGAUUUUGCGUGCGAGUAGGAACGGACAACCUGGUGUUGAAGUUGUUUUGGAUUCGAUAGUUAGUCAUCAUACGAGAGGUAUUCCAAGAGAGAUUCAACAGUGGACAUUAAUGACAACUAGAACACAAAUGAGGCAAUUCUUGUCUAAUCUAGGCGUUCCUGAUAGUGUUUUACAACCAUAUAUAGUUCGUAAGAUUGAUGCUGUGACGUCAAAUGUUGUUGCCAUUGCACAAAAGGAUCAGCAAGGAGAAGCUAUGCAAGUGGACGAUGUCGAUCGAGAUGACAAUAGUGGUGGAGCGAGCGGUUCAACUGAAAUUACGCCAUCUUCUGUAAUAAAUCUCGGGGAUAAGGAAAAUGACGGGGAACCUCUUCCUACAGUUGUAUUAGGAUCAGAAACUUGGCAUAAUGACGUACCAGCUGAUUGGGUUCCUAUAAUAGCUCGCGAUGCCCAGAGACAACGCCGACAAAAUUCUCAAGCUCCUUUCAGUGACGCUUAUUUGUCGGGAAUGCCCAGUAAACGGAGGAAGAUUGUGACAGCUGCUAAACCGCGAGGUAGUCUGUCUCAAGUAAUUUCAGAGAGUGUGCGCAGAGCAGUAACAGCAACUGGUUUGGCUUCAGUUGCGCCGUUAGAGGUGGUAGCGCAAGGUGCAGGGUCCGAUAUAAAUAUUCAAUCAGCAUACAGAGAGUUAUUACGAAGUAAUGUGAGAGCAGGAAUUAGAGAUAACUCAGACUUUACUCCUGAGCGCUUUCCUAACGCCACUAGCUAUUUCAAUGGUCCUCAAUAAUAAUAAUAGUAACUGUGCUUUGCAUUGAUAUAAACAAAAAAAUAUGAGAGCUAUUAGGCUGCUGUACUGUAGACAAUGUAAUAAUUGUUAUUAUGGUUAAUUACUUUAUGAUUAUUCUAUAUUCUUAUUGUAAUAUUGAACUAAUACGAUCAUUUACUUGAGUCUGUCUGCAUUACCAAUAGCGUUGUUGUAGAACCAAAUUUAAAAAUUACUAAUAAAUAAAAGUGUUAUGAUGGGUUAAUAAAUUGUGUAAUAAUUACAAAAGCAUGAAUCGAUAUUCACUAUUGCAGUAUUCCAAUAUACGACAUAGUAUAGAAUAAUAAUAAUAUAAAACAAAAAUAAUGGUAGGAGUACAUAUUUAAUAUAUUACAAAUACAUAUAUGUAAUCGUAUAUUUUCUCUUGUAAACAUAAAAACAGUGUAGUAGAUGGAUGGUAUCUGCAAAUGUAAAAAAUCGACACUAUCUUCCGACAAUGUCGAUAUUUAGUAAUAUAGUUAUAUAGAAAUUC